Molecule: messenger RNA, 618 nt
Organism: Medioppia subpectinata
Lineage: Eukaryota; Metazoa; Arthropoda; Arachnida; Sarcoptiformes; Oppiidae
Source: the annotation of a GenBank genome assembly
AUGAAAGAAAGGGUAUACUUUUUGCACAUAGCUGUAGGAGUGGUGGGAAUUGUGGGCUCGUGUUUGGGCAUAUUUGUGGCCGUAAAGCCACGCGAUCGGUGCCAAUACGUGCUCAUACAAUCAAUACUAUGUCCCAUCGCCAACGCGGGGCAAUGGACAGAAUUCAAUCUACCAAAUGACCACUAUAUCUUGAGAAUCGCGGGACUCAAUGAGCAUACCGUCAAAAUUAUAAUGAUCAGCGCCUUCACGGUUGCGAUUGUCACACAAUUGAUGGGCAUAUGGGGCGCCUACAAGACAAACUACUGCGUGUGCAUAAUAUACGGACUGAUCAUGAUCAUCGCUUUCAUUGUCAGCGUUCUGCCGGCUCUAUAUACUGGCUAUAAUGCCAUCUGGUUUCUCACCGGAUGGUUCUUCCUGUGCAGUUGUUUUGCCACAUCAUUUGCCAGUGCUAUCCGUCGGUGCCGCGCAACACGACCGGCCCUUAUGGGUGCGGUCAGUGCCCGUAACGCCACUAUUGUUUUGGCACAACCGCCGCCCACUAUCGUGUAUCAGUUGCCCCCGCAGUCUCCGUACGUGAACGCGGGACCCCCGACGCCAAAUGUCAUGUACAACAGUCCA